UUUAAAAAAGUGAUCAUUUUAGUUAGAUAAUAUGCAAAAGGUGUUUUUAAUACCCACCUUAUAAAAUUCAAAAUUCAAAGUUGGUCACUUACACUCCUGUGCAUAUAUUUGUGCUGUGAACGUGAAUCACGAGAAGUUAAGGUCGCAAAUUUAAAUUUUCAUACAAGGAGAUAGAGGAGAUUUUUAGAGGAUAAACUUACCACGUCUCUCCAAUGUUCGUGAUAAGAAUUGAGACCAACAGCUUUACGUGAUUUCAAAGGCAUGAGGUUUACACUGCAAUUUUUUACCAGCUUGACGUAAAUUGAGAAAGUGACAAAAAUUCCGCUUAGACUAUCCGACACUUGUCAAAAGAUGGUGAAACAGACCCAUUGCCAGUAUAAUUUUUUUAACAUUUAUAUUACAGCUUCACCAAUAACAGCGCCAAAAUGACGUCAAUAAGAGACAAAAACAAAAUGGCAGCAGCCUGUCCGGUGAUAAUAAAAGAGGCCAGUGCGAAAUGGUCACCCUAUCGCCCAAUGGUUUUAUGAAGGCUGCUAUAUAUAAGCGAGAUUUCAGCUCAGUACAGCAUCCGAGAGUUACGCGAGGUCACGUGUUGAUGAUAUGUACUUACCGUCAAGUGUACAUAACAAUAUAAAUAAUUAUUUUCGUUAACGCAUAAGUACAAAGUGAUAAAGCCUAUACCUGUGUACCUAAGCGAAAUGUAAUAUUAUUAUGUUAUUUUGAUUUAUCUUCUACAAAAUUUCAAAUAUUUUAUGACAAGGAUUAAGUUAUCAAAAUGGUAGGAAACGAAAAGCAAAAAUAUGUAAAUGGCGCUGAAACCGGCGGAGAUUUAAAAGACCUCAACAAAAUUAACUCACUGAAAUUAGAGGAGCAUUUUAAUAAAGAUCUAGUACCACAUUAUAUUAAGGAUGAAUCGCCUCCGGGUGAACGUGUAAAAUUUGAAGGUCUAGGUGACAUAGACAGUAUAUGUUCCGAAGAGACUGACAAGCUGCCACCAAUACCAGACGGAGGAUGGGGUUGGGUGGUUGUAUUCGCAGCUUUCCUAACAGCGUCAUGUGCUGAUGGUCUCACAUACUCAUUCGGUAUACUUCACGAAGAAUUUAUCAACUAUUUUCAAGAUUCACAGUCGAAAACAUCUUUAAUAGGUAGUCUAUUUAUAUCAAUACCAUUGAUCUCCGGACCAAUAAUGAGCGCUUUAGUAGACAGGUAUGGAUGCAGGACUAUGAACAUGACCGCUGGUAUCUUAUCGACUGUUGGUUUUAUACUAGCUUCACUGAGCAGUAGUAUUGAAAUGUUAUGUGUAACAUUGGGUGUUAUAAGUGGAUUUUCAAUGGGAAUCUUUUAUGUUACUUCAGUAGUAUCAGUUGCGUUCUGGUUCGAUAAGAGAAGAACUUUAGCCGUGUCUAUAGCCCACACCGGUGUAGGAUUUGGUACGUUAGUGUACUCGCCGCUGACUAACUAUUUACUUCAAAUAUACGAUUGGAGGAAUACGCUCGUUUUGUUGGGUGGUACCGUUUUAAAUAUGUGCGUGUGUGGUGCUUUAAUGAGAGAUCCAGACUGGAUAAUUAUCAAGGAACAUAGAGAAAAAACAGAGGCGAAAAUAAGAUCUAGAAAGUCAUCUAGCGCUGGAUCAGUAUCUUCAAAAUCGAUUGGCGGUGAAUCGGUUUACCUCAAUGCAGAUGAAUUGAACGAUUUAUUGAAAAGUGGUAGAAAUCCUGAGUAUAUUUUGGCGAUGCUCACGACGUCUGUAGUUGAAGCCGAAAAGCUGGAGGCAACUACGCAAAUGAAUGCGGAAAUCGCAACCAAGAGAGCAAAUUCUGAUGUACACCUGCCUACAUUUAUUCAACAUCAUGAUCAAGUACCAGCCGAGGUAAUAGAAAAAUUAAUGACAAACAAACGGCUUUACAAUAUAAUACUCCACAAUUAUCCACAUUUACUCGUGCGGAGAAGAUCAGAAGAAAAUACGAACGUAGAACCUCCUAUAGCUUUUAAAGAACCAACUAAAAUGAAUUUGACAUUAAUGGCUAAGAAACCUAAAACACAAAGUGAAGAUAAGAAAGAGAAUUCCGAGCAACCGAAAGAAGUAAAAAAAGUCUUAGCUGUUAAAGAAGAAGGAGUGAAAGUAGCAAAUGUAGCAGCCGUCUCUAAGGAGCCGGCCCAGCAAACGAAUUGGAUAUCAAGACAGAUUUACACUGAUCACCAUUACUUAAGAGAUAUGCCUUUAUACAAAAACACGAUAAUGUAUCGAGGUGCAAUGAUGAAUAUUCCACGGUAUAAGCUGAGGACAUCGUCUCUGCCUGAUAUCUACAGAAAUUCUACGUGGUCGAUAUGGUCCGGUUCUGAUAACGAAAAGAAAUGGUACGAUCGCUUGGUAGAAGGACUGAAAUCCACCUUCGACUUCCGGAUGUUCACCGAAUUCCACUUCUUCCUCUUCAACAUGGCGUCGCUGCUCCUCGCCGUGUGGGCCAUCAUUCCUUACUUCUUCCUCAAGUCCUUCAUGUCCGACGUCAACAUGGAAGGUGGUGCGACUAUGAUCGCGAUUGUUGGUAUCGCCAGUGGGAUGGGUAUUGUGGUACUAGGAUGGGCCGGUGAUCAACCCUGGCUGAACGUCACAAAAGCGUUCGCCGUUUGCUUAUUCGUCUGUGGUAUUUCAAUCGGCGCGUACCCCCUGUGCAUCAAGAACUACUGGGCAUUGGCCACCGUGUCUGUGGUAUUCGGGUGGUCUUACGCGAGCUCCUACGCGUACACCCCAGCUAUCCUCAUACAGCUGGUGCCCAUAGAUUACUUCACGUUGGGAUAUGGAUUGAUCCUGCUGAGUCAAGGCAUCGGCCAUCUAUGUGGACCUCCUCUGGGUGGUCUGCUCUACGACAUAACCCAAAAUUGGGAUAUAACGUUUUACGUGGGCGGUGUGUGGGUGAUUUUUGCGGGAGUGCUAAUAGGUAUUAUCCCUUACACAAACAACGUGCGCAUGUGUGGGUCAGCCCCCCUGCUAAAGGAUCUGGAAGAUGGCACGAGUACCAAGAACUCAAUGCAUAUGCAUGUGUGAAUACAGGAGUGGCACUUGACACAUGCAUGCUUACCAAAGCUUAGGAUUUACGUUUUUAUAGGAUUAGGUUAA
Molecule: messenger RNA, 3118 nt
Organism: Pararge aegeria (speckled wood butterfly)
Lineage: Eukaryota; Metazoa; Arthropoda; Insecta; Lepidoptera; Nymphalidae
Exons: 8
Coding region: 776-3046 (756 amino acids)
Biological process (GO): transmembrane transport; monocarboxylic acid transport
Molecular function (GO): monocarboxylic acid transmembrane transporter activity
Source: RefSeq, a predicted model, not a curated record